AUGGAGUCGCUGAUCAAACAUCCAAUGUCCUCUCAUAUCAAACACUCAUCAAAUGACUUCGCGGGAAUUGCUAUAGGAGUCGUUCUCGAGAGUGAUGGAGGUUCGGAAAAGAUCUGGUCCGGGCUCAGACAACCCGGCGUUUUGUUGGCCUACACACCGACUCUUGCAAACGCGUUAAUGGCGCUUGCCUUUACCCAAGCGGCCGUGAUGUUCUUCUGGGUCCAAGCAACAACGCCGUUACCAGGUGAGUUCCGGCAUUUCUCGGCUGUCAUUGUCGUUGUAUUGCCGAACAGUACCAUUGAUCUUCCGUUUGGCAGUUUAGCUAUGGCGUCUUGGGGACCCAUUGGGCAAUUCGCUCCCGGAUUCUUGGAUAUAGUCCGCGACUUUAUAAACAGAGCGCCCAUUCGGAUGAGAGGGGCGUUCGGCUUCGACGUUAUUAACUGUACAGAACUAAGAAACAGCUCGGAUACAUAUGACCUUGAUUGGCCGACGUACGAUUCCCAGAGACUACAUCCUGAACAGAGGAAAAACAUCAUAUUUGAGACCUCCGUAAGGCCAUUUUAUGACGACGAUCUUAUAAUGAUUCAAAUCACCACAAGACGGAAAACUGAUACCGAAUGCACCGGUAUGUUGCUUACGCAUACAUGCAAUCUUAACCCCGGAGCAGACCUAGACUAUCCAACGGCGGUAAACACCAUGUUUCCACUUUGGCAAUUGGGAGCUUCACUCUUCAACUCCACCUCUUGGAUGCAGGAUUCCUAUGAUCACAGUUAUUCGGCGAACUACGAAGGUCUUGUUGCCAGCCUGAGUGCUGCAAAUGGGACCACCGCUGAAUUCGGCUCGCCGUGCUAUCACUACUUCAACGAUCCCAUGGAUUAUAUCAUCGACACUUACCGCGAAAUAGCCUUUCGCGUGUCUGUCCGUGCCGCUGCCGGCCCUUCCAACAACGAAUAUUUCGCAGGCAAAAGUAGCAGCGUACAACAACUACCCGAUCUUAUGCAAAAAGGCAUUCCAUACACACUCCACUCCACCCAAGUACAGUAUGCCGCUGAUCGUCCAGCCCUGGUCCUCGCAGUCAUAGUCAGCCUUGUCGGACCAGUGGCGAUUCUGUUCCUUUUCUGGGGCUGGUGGAAGCUGGGAAGAGAUUUCUCCAUGAGUCCUCUCAAACUUGCCAACGCACUUCUUCAACAGCAGGGAAAUUCCAGAGCUGAACAAGCAGAUGAAUUUGGCCCAGCGAACAUUGAUGGAUCAGUCGGGGACGAUAUAACCAUCCAGGACGAGACAGCCACCGAAAUGACACAUAUGAGUUGUAACAGCGUCAGUGGCAGUGAUAUCGAUCAGCAAAAAGGCCAACAUUUGGCCAGUGUCUUCGCCGAUUGCAGCGGCAACGCUACAGCUGACGAACUGGCCAAGCAUUUCAGCCAGCUCAGCCAAAGGAAGAAGCCCAAUGACGGAAUUGAAAACGAAGAGGAAGAAGGAGAGCCGAUAGUUCAGUAUGGUGUGGUUGAAAGCGGUAACGGCGAGUAUCUUGGUUUCGCAAUGGUGUCCGGCUCUCAGGAGGCUGCUACUGCUGUGCGUCGACCUUGGAAAGGGGAGUUGUUGUAA
Neurospora hispaniola is the source of this 1605-nucleotide messenger RNA. RefSeq lists its product as uncharacterized. The record is from RefSeq and is a predicted model, not a curated record. The transcript has 6 exons. NCBI's taxonomy places the organism in Eukaryota, Fungi, Ascomycota, Sordariomycetes, Sordariales, Sordariaceae. The coding region runs from base 1 to 1605 and encodes 534 amino acids.